UGAGAAACUCGGGCUGCGCGUCUGGGGGCCGCGGCACCAGAGAGCAGCAGCAGAGCGGCCGCCCGGAGGAUCGGAUCGCCUCCGCGGGCCACUCGGCGACGUUGGCCCCGACCAGCUCGGCCCGGACGAGGCUCGGCGAGGAGCCGGGGCGGCGCUCUCCCGAGCGAGCCACGAUGGCCCUGUCCUCCCCCGUAGGGCUAGACUGCUGCACCUGCUGCCUGGACCUGGCCAGCCGCAGCGGCCAAGAGGACGGCGGCAGCGGCAGCGGCGACGGCAGCGGCGGCGGCCGCCCCGGCGGGAGCAGCGGCUCCCUGGCCAGCCCCAGCGUGAGCAACUUUCGGCAGCUGCGAGAACAGCUGCUCUUCGCCAACCUGAACGCCGACAAGCUGAACCGGAUCAUGCGGCAGGACUCGCUGGAGCCGGUGGUCCGCGACCCCUGCUACCUGCUCAACGAGGGCAUCUGCAACCGCAACAUCGACCAGACCAUGCUGUCCAUCCUGCUCUUCUUCCACAGUGCCUCCGGAGCCACCGUGGUGGCCAUAGACAACAAGAUCGAGCAGGCCAUGGACCUGGUGAAAAAUCACCUGAUGUACGCAGUCCGAGAGGAGGUGGAGAUUCUGAAAGAACAAAUCAAGGAGUUGGUGGAGAAGAACUCCCAGCUGGAGCGUGAGAACAGCCUUCUGAAAACCCUGGCCAGUCCUGAACAACUGGAGAAAUUAGAGUCUCAGCUGAGCCCCGAGACCACUCUGGAUGCCUCUGCCACCGUCGCCACUGAUGCCACCGACGCCACCGACGCCAUCACCAUCACCGCUGCUGCCGAUGCCGCAAGCUUGCCUGAGGAGGAUGCAGGCUCUGCCGUGUAAGUGGCUCUGUCCUGGGGGUGGGCAGAGCCACUGAACUUUUUUCUACCUAGCUCCUUAAGAAUAUGAUUUUUUUUCAUCAUCCCAAAGUAUCAUCUCACACGGAGAGUUGCCCAGCUAGCAUCCGCUGGUGCUGAGAUGUUCGAAGGGCAGCCCCUCAUGGGCCCUCUGAAGAAAGAGCUCUUUUUGGAAGUUGAGUCACACUAAGAGAUGAUAACCCCAGCUCACACCCACUGGCCCCGGGACGACCAAGGCAUGCACCUUGGCUAUUCCUGAAAUCCGAACAGGGUUGUACGCAUUGUUGUCGUGGUUUUUUUUUUUGGUUGUUGUUAUUUUUUUGUUUUUUUUUUUUUUUGUUUUGUUUUUAAAUAAAACCUGUUUUUAAAUGGAAACCAGCAGCAGUUAAGAGAGGGUCAGGCCUGCUUCAGCUGAAAGGCCCCUAGUGGUUUUCGUAGCAAGUUCUGCUUUUUGCUCUGUGGUAGCAGCUCUGUGGCAACAGUCGGGGCCCACUUUUUGACACCCAUUCUAAUACCUUCAAGACUGGGUCUUUACUUGUUCAAAUGUAGACUGAAAUUUCAAUAAACUUUUCUAAAUAGAAAA
This is a messenger RNA of Gracilinanus agilis (Agile Gracile Mouse Opossum), 1460 nucleotides long. RefSeq names its product TSC22 domain family member 3 (gene TSC22D3). The transcript is spliced from 3 exons. Bases 174 to 863 code for a protein of 229 amino acids. The record is from RefSeq and is a predicted model, not a curated record. Lineage: Eukaryota; Metazoa; Chordata; Mammalia; Didelphimorphia; Didelphidae. Gene Ontology annotation, biological process: regulation of transcription by RNA polymerase II.